AUGAUCGCAAAGACAAAUCUACUGAAAGGCCGGAAAAAGACAUCGCAUGCUUUUGCCUAUAUAAAAGAUAAUGACGGGAUUGAUACGGAAGCAUCGUAUCCGUACGAAGCAUCCGACGAAAAAUGUCGCUACACGAACCGGACGCGUGGUGCAAAUGAAAUUGGGAAAAUCGAUCUACGGGAAGGUGACGAAAAGCAACUUCAGAUUGCUGUUGCUCGAAUUGGACCAGUAUCGGUCGGCAUUGAUGCUUCCAGCAAUUUAACUGGGUACAGUAAAGGUAUUUAUAGCAGUAAUUUCUGCUCCCAAACAAAACUUGAUCACGGUGUGCUCGUAGUGGGCUACGGAACAGAAAUGAUGCGGUCGAUCAAUGGUACCAAGAAGCAAAUUGAUUACUGGAUUGUUAAAAAUAGGUAUUAA
Molecule: messenger RNA, 417 nt
Organism: Gongylonema pulchrum
Lineage: Eukaryota; Metazoa; Nematoda; Chromadorea; Rhabditida; Gongylonematidae
Source: the annotation of a GenBank genome assembly